Molecule: messenger RNA, 2588 nt
Organism: Colius striatus (speckled mousebird)
Lineage: Eukaryota; Metazoa; Chordata; Aves; Coliiformes; Coliidae
Gene: CHMP6
Product: charged multivesicular body protein 6
Exons: 8
Coding region: 76-678 (200 amino acids)
Biological process (GO): vesicle budding from membrane; late endosome to vacuole transport via multivesicular body sorting pathway
Cellular component (GO): ESCRT III complex; multivesicular body
Source: RefSeq, a predicted model, not a curated record
UUUCCGCCCGGACGGUCCCUCGGCAGCCGCCGUCGCAGGCGGCCGGGCCCGGGGCAGGGCGGCGGCGGCCGGGCCAUGGGGAACCUGUUCGGGAGGAAGCGGCGGAGCCGCGUCACGGAGCAGGACAAGGCGGUGCUGCAACUGAAGCAGCAGCGAGAUAAGCUGAAGCAGUACCAGAAGAGGAUAAGCCUGAACAUGGAAAGGGAACGAGAUCUGGCAAGGCAGCUGCUGAAGGAGGGGAGGAAAGAGAAGGCCAUGCUCCUUCUAAAGAAGAAACGAUACCAGGAGCAGCUGCUGGAUAAGACAGAAAACCAAAUCAGCAACCUGGAGCGGAUGGUCCAGGAUAUUGAAUUCACCCAGAUUGAAAUGAAGGUCCUGGAGGGCCUGAAGAUAGGCAACGAGUGUCUGAACAAAAUGCACCAGGUGAUGUCAAUAGAAGAAGUGGAAAGAAUCAUGGGCGAAACACAGGAUGCUGUGGAGUACCAGAGGCAAAUAGAUGAGAUCCUGGCGGGCAGCCUGACUGAGGAGGAUGAAGAUGCCAUUCUAGAAGAGCUAAAUGCCAUUACUCAGGAACAGAUGGAGCUUCCAGAAGUCCCUGCUGAGCCUCUCCCAGACACGACCCCAGAAGCGACACCCGUCAAGAACAGGCCAAAACCAGAACUGGUGGCAGCAUCUUAACUCCCACUUCUGGGGCUUCCCCCUGUGACUUUCACCCAGGACAGUUUGCCAUCCCAGCCUGUGCUGGGAACAAGCAAUGCCUUGGCAGCACCCCAGCUGUGCUGGGCCAGGGCUGGAGCAGGGUUUCCCCCUGCAGGGUGGGAGCCUCAGCUGAUUAUUGCUCUUGUAUCAAGAUUCUUUUCUAGUGCUUUCUGGGGUUUUUUUUGGUAACUGAAACUCUGAACUCACUCAGCUGCCUCGGGAUUAAACAUCAACUGAACCUUCCAAAGCCAAACACUCUCUUCAGCUCUGGUGCCAGUGGAAGCUGCAGAUCCAGAGGCUGUCCUUAGCUGUGGUGUCAGUGGAAGCUGCAGAUCCAGAGGCUGUCCUUAGCUGUGGUGUCAGUGGUAGCUCUGCCUUUGCUUGUCUGGAACCCCCUGCACAGGACAGGACGGGACGUCCCACCCGCGGAGCCACCGUCUGUGUGAAGGAUCAGCCUGGGUGAGCAGGAGCCCUCAGACCACCCUGGUGUCAGCACUUCUCCUUCCUCCCUCCUCCCCCUGCCUGUGCUCUCCUGGUGGGGUCUGGGGAAGGUGUGAGGCCCUGGGGCCAGGGAUGGUGAAGAGCAUGAGCUGUGUGUUGCAAAGAGCUUGGUGCUGGGUGUUGGAGGGUGCUCUGUGAGGCUGCUGUGACGGCCCUGCCUGUGGCAGGCUGCUCCAGGAGGGCAGUGCAGGGCCCUGGCUGCAGCGCUGCCUGGGAAGGGCCCCAUCUGCUCAGGGCUGGGCUGUGCCUGGGCACCAGCAACAAUUCCCCUCCAGACCUGGCUGGCUGCAGGGUCUGGUCACACGGUGCUGAGUGAGGCCUGGGCUCAGCAAUCUGAUGAGAUGCCUAAAAUUACAGCAAGGAGUCUUGUGCCAGCACUGGGAGCCUGGAGUGCUCCCUCCCUGGCUCCUGGCCACCCUCAGAGCUCAGCUCCCCCACGGCCAGACGGGCCCAGGGGGAUUCUGCUGCCAGCUCGGGUUUGAUACUUGCUCGUAGGGUCAGAGACAGGAAAGGUUGAGGCUGGAGCAAACACGAGGCUGGUGCUGUGCCAGACAGGCCUGGAGCUUAUUGAAUAGCCCUGCAAAGACUCUGCUCAGUCAGCACUUAGAGGGGAGGCUGGUUCCUUUGGAGCUGGUGCUUCACAGGGCUGGGAGAGGCUGGGGAAGCCCCUGGGGAGCUGCCUGGGCAGCGCAGAUGCAGCUCUGCAUCUCCCCUCACUUCCCAGCUCACAGCUGCUCCUCGGGACACUGCAGAUCUUUGUAACCUUCCUGAAGCCAGAACCUGUAGCCCUUGUUUCUGUGGCAGCAGGAGGAGGAGCAAGAGGGUCUUUGGAGGCUUUUGGUGACAGGCUCUGGGCUCGUGUGACCUGGUGCUGGACGAGAAGCGAUGCCAGAGGCUGCGCUGCUCCCUGCGGCCACACUCCGUGUCAUGGCUGGCACGUUCCAAAGCCUGCCCGGUGCCCGCUGCUCCGUCCUGCGAACUGCCAGGGCUCAGGGCCGGUCCCGCUCUGCACUCAGCCGGUUUUGCCAUCGCCCUGCAAUGCGCACACGUUCCAGCAGAGAGAGCUUCGCCUGCAUCAGCUCGCUGCUGGCUGCAGCGCUCCUGAGCGUUUUCCCCUCGGGUCUUUGCCCCGGUUCUUCGGUAAUUCCCGGGAGCGCUGCUGGGCUUUCCCACGGAGGCACCUUUGCAGGGAGCUCAGCCUCUGCUGCCAGCGCCCGGGGCAAACCCUGUUCCACAGGCUCUGCCCACAUCACCCCUGCCAAGGGGGAACGCGCUGCGGUCUCUCUGCUCCACUUUCCUUCCUCGGAAAGGUCCUGGCAGCAGGAGAGGUGAGAGGGGACGUGCAGGGGUGGCAGCAGGGCAGGUGAGAGGGGACGUGCAGGGGUGGC